This is a messenger RNA of Capronia coronata CBS 617.96, 1545 nucleotides long. RefSeq lists its product as uncharacterized. The transcript has a single exon. The record is from RefSeq and is a predicted model, not a curated record. NCBI's taxonomy places the organism in Eukaryota, Fungi, Ascomycota, Eurotiomycetes, Chaetothyriales, Herpotrichiellaceae. Bases 1 to 1545 code for a protein of 514 amino acids.
AUGCCUCAGCCUGCUAAACCUCCCAUGACCCUGCGGGAGGCGAAGCGGGCAUACAAAAAAGAUGGUGCCCCGUUUCAAUUCACCGCGUCGCAGAUGGCGCGUGCAGACCGACAGGACGUACGGGAGGAACAACGCAAGAAAGCGAUCGACAGGGAAAAGCAACGGCAAGAGAACAAACGCAAACGAGACGAAAAGCUAGAGCGAGAACGCACCGUCAAGCAAAAGAUGCUGGACGAGGGCAGGAUCAAACUUGAGGAUACUUGGGGGAAAGUCACCGCAAGCCAGCCACGAUUGAGCAGGUUCUUCGUACCGCGCCCGGCCCUGGUGCCUGCGAAGCGAAGUAUCCGAGAUGAAAUGAUAGAGGACCAGGAAUCAGCUCUUAAUGAGAAGCCUCACAGCCAGGAACAAAGAGAACAUGUUGACAGGGUUCGGGAGGAGCAAGUAACGAAGGAGUCAGACAGGAUUUUCUCUGUUGCUCACACAAUGGCCGACACUGACGGUCAUAACAAGACAUCUCCAACACAAAAUCCGUCGGCAUCCCUCUCAUCCCUCUCGCGCAUUUUCUGUCAACCUCAUCGACCUAGUAGGUCUCAAGGUGGGGAGGAGAGGCAAAAUCUCCGGAGCCAGCCAGCGGCCCUACAGGAACUCAGCACAUCGCAGACAAAUGUGCGUUCGAGGGUGAAGCAACGGCCAUCCCAGUCACUCAAGAGUGGAAGCAAUCCAAGCUUCGCGGAAAGAAGUUUGGAGGGAAACAAUCAAGCUAUCCCUCUGUCAUCACAGGCUGCAAGCAGAUCUUCGACAGGCGUGUUGGCAUUCCCUGAGAGCAGCCCAAUUUCAGACUCUCUGCCUUCCCAGUUGGACAAUCCAGGAGUACUAGAUAACUCAAAGGAUGGGGAGGGUACACAAAAGACCUAUCACAGCCCGACAGGUUCCGAAGUCAACGCAGAAACCUGCAAUGCCAACCCAUCAACAUCAGGCCUCGACACGGACGAGGAAGACGACUUCACAGACGGCAUGGAUGAUGAGACAUUCCUGAUGCUCUGCUCGACGCAAAAGCCUACAGAAGCCGGAGUGACUGCGGAGCAUAUAUGUUCAGCGAUAGAGCAGGGAGAAGCUCGCUUGACUGACAUCUCAGCCGCACCGGUAUCUGCACCUCCAAAGAAAGAAGGAGAUCAAGCCUGCCUUGAUUCAAAGCCUCCAGCAGAUGCGGCGGUGGCUCCCACGCCUAUCAUCGUAUACGAAAGUUUCAGUGCUGAAUUCAAUGAGAUCGAAGACGACGACCUGAUUGCUCUUGCGGAGCAAGUCGAGGCUGAUAUUGCCACUCAACCAACCCACAUGGGUACUCCAUCCGUCCCUGUAAUUAGCAAUUCUCCGCCGAGACGAGAACCUGCAUCAGACCCAUUUCUGAAGCCAGCACACAAGUCCGACUUCAGACGAAAGAUAGAGACAGAUGUUGCGCCGGAAGAUUUCGACGCACCUGGCCCCUCGACGCAGGCGUUGAUGGUCGAACUGGCCGAGCAAGCUGAAGCGGCGCUUGGACAAUGA